AUGGCACCUGCGCAUUCGGGCAGCACCGGUGAGGAAGGCUUUGUGCUGGAAUUUUCUGAUUUGAUUCCGCCACUUUCCACCAGCAGAUUUUUGGAGGAGUACUGGGGGCAGAAAGUGUAUUCCACGUCCCUGUGCGAGGACCUCCUCACCAUUCUUAGUGUGGGAUUCCAUGAUGGCAACCUGUCCGAGUGCGUUGCCGAGUGCAGGAAGGAGGACAACGUCCAUUUCACCGAAGCAGAGCUGGAAGGGCUUCAAGCAGACCUGGAGCAGCGGAGGAGCGUGAUCCUCCCGUUUUGCUUCACGCCAGGAGCUAUCGACAUAAAGCAAGCCUUUGUUCAGGGAUGCUCUGGGUUUGGUAAUGAUAUUGAGGUGGGCAUGUAUUUUUCACAACUUGGCUGCGAGCCAGCACAGUGGCACUUCGAUCCGAACCACAACCUGACUAUACAGAUUUUGGGCGAGAAAGACUGGUACUGCGCCGAAGGCAACCCUCACACGAUGGGAGCUGCGAGGGGCUUGCGCGACACGCCCAUGAACUUCCUGGAUCAGAGCAUCCCCAUCCCCAACACAGGACCCUUGGACAGGUCGUGCUACAACCUCCGGCCAGGUUCAGUGUUGUACAUUCCCCCCGGUCACUGGCACUCCGUUGUCCCUGUGAAAGGUGAUUGUGUCUCCGUGAAUCUACGAGUGGCCAAUCUCCUUCAUGCAAAAUGGGUUUGUGAGGUGAUGUUUGCCAAGAUGAUGAGUGUUGCCCGCGGUCAGGACACUUUGUGCGCAGUGCGCCCCCCUGACUUUUGCGGUACCGGGAUAUCUGACGCAAUGAAGCAGCAGGCGGCGCUAUGCCUUGACCUGGAGUCAUGUUGGUGCCAUCCGCCUCGCUGCUUUCCAUUCGAGAAGGAGCGCUCCGACGGCCUCAGGCUUGGUGCGACACUGGACUUCUUGAAGUGCAAGAAGUUCAUGUGCGACCGCGACUUGCUGCACCAAGACGGAACGGUCGUCGUGAGCCCGCUCGUGUCCAUACUUCCCAAGCUCAGAGAUGCUGAUUCCAUGGUCAUCGACCUGCGAUCCGUGUCUUCCCUGACGGGAUCCGACUACUUGAGGUUUUCAAUACACUGCACAUCAACGCUUGAAGCGCCGGUGAAGCUUUUGGCUCGCUGUGGGAAGGUGAAGCUUGCGGAGUUCGUUCCUCCGCAGUCGAAAGAGCAGGCGCAGCGAAGGAAGCGUGGGCACACGACGGAGUCUUUUCCUGAUGAACUGGCCUUGCUCUUACGGGUCCUGAUCCAUGGCAACGUGUUGUUCCUCCGGGCACCUGCAGACCAGGUCAUCCCGGAGCAGCGCCCGCGCAAGAAGCAAAACCCAAGCCGGAAAAAUGAACCUAGCUGA
Molecule: messenger RNA, 1380 nt
Organism: Symbiodinium natans
Lineage: Eukaryota; Dinophyceae; Suessiales; Symbiodiniaceae
Source: the annotation of a GenBank genome assembly